CGUAUACUGUACAGCUGUGUAUGCAGAACUACAUUUGGAUGAGUGCAAUCCCAAUAGCAGACUCUGAUCUGUAAAUAUUUGCGGUGAGAGACAAUCAGAUAGAGUCGCACAUAUCAUAGCUAGUGACCAGAUUCUGAAACUGUGUCCCCAGUAGCACCCCUUCCAUAUAGGACUGAACACUGUCAGUGUGUCACAGUGUGAGGAGACGCAGCUACCGCACAGAAAGCUUCCAGUACUCCAGGAUGUCGGUGAAGCUGCUCGGUCUCUGCCUGCUGCUGGGUGUGUUGUGUCUGAGCUGGGCAGACGAUAAAAUGUGCCUCACAUCUGCCUCCAGCUGUGAUGAGUGCAUCCAGUCUGGCCCGGAGUGUGCCUGGUGCACCGCCCCUAACUCUAACAUCCGCUGUCAGACCUUGAAGGAGCUGCGGAGAGCCGGCUGUCGUAAAAGACACAUGUAUAACCCUCAGGGCAGGCUGCAGGUUGUCAAGAACGACAGCAGCACCGAACCAUCAAUUGCCACAGCCAUGUUCAUCCAGCCCCAGGAGCUCUCCCUCCGUUUGAGGCCAGGUGUGAGCCAGCCCUUCCCUCUCACUAUCACCAUGCCUACAGACCAGCCUAUCACAGAGCUGACCAUGGACACCAGCCCUUUGCCAGCAGGACUAAACCUCACGUUUAGUAGCAUCCUGAAGGGGAACCCUAUGGUCGUACAGGUGAAUGUUGAGGCUGCUCGGUGUCCCAGUGAGAGGGACGACUCAACCCAGAGGCAGAACAGGACUGGGCCCUGGUCUGUUCUCAUCACACCCAGAGGCUUUUCACUUCUGAGUGUGAAGACCGAGAUAACUCUGGAGUGUCAGUGUGACUGCACAAAAAACCGUGAGAAAAAUAGCCCUGGCUGCAGUAACCGUGGGGAUCUGGUGUGUGGUCAGUGUGAGUGCCAGCAGCCUUAUGUUGGACAACAGUGCCAGAGGGACAGCGACUCAUUUAUUUCCCCAAAUGAAGACUUCUGUCGCUCUGGACCGAAUGCCCCUGUCUGCAGCGGUAGGGGAAAAUGCGUGGAGGGAUUCUGUGAGUGUGAGAGACGAGUCAACCCAAAAGAGAGAUACAGCGGGCGAUACUGCGAGUGCAGCAACUUUGACUGUCCAUACCAAAACAGCAGAAUAUGCGGAGGCCGUGGGAAGUGUGAGUGUGGAGAAUGCAUUUGUGAUGAUGACUGGACUGGUGAGGACUGCGGCUGCUCCAUGGAAACUGCUUCCUGUAUGGCCACAAAUCAGAAUCUGUGUAGCAAUAAAGGGAUGUGUCAGUGUGGGAAAUGUAUUUGUGAGCCACCACACACAGGCCCGACCUGUGAGGACUGCCCUAUGUGUCAUGGCACAUGUAGGCAGCAUGUGGACUGUGUGGAAUGUCGGGCGUUCGGGACGGGGGCGAAGAAGGACAGGUGUGAUCAAGAGUGUGGCUACCUCACUGUGACACUUGUGGAGACACAAGAUGAUAUGCCUCAACCAGGAGAAUCUAUUGCUUUCUGUAAAAUGAGGAGCAGUGAUGAUUGCGUCCUCUACUACACCUUCUCCAGGACGCCCUCUGGAGGAGAGGCCGCGGUGGUGCGGGCUAAGGAAUGUCCUCGAGGACUGUAAGAGAGGACAUCAGGAGUUUGUGAUCCAAGAGUCCAGUUCUUCCGUACGUUGAUGUAAUGCCUUGUCCAACUGCAACUCCAUGCAUUGGUUCACUAAACACUUUGCUUUAAUGUUUUGUUGUUCUACAUUUGUCUUAAUUAUGGUAAGAAAAAAAGUAAAUUAAAUCAUUUAAAGCUUAAAAAUAAUUAGAGGAUCCUUCAGUUUAUUUUACUUCCUUAAAUCAUCCUUGGGUCUAAUUUACAAGGGGCUAACUACCUCUGCUUUCAAACAAUGCAGGUGCAUCAGCAGGAGUAGUUGAUUUGAGUAUAAUGCAAAACCAUAGUCAUAUUGGCUGCCAUGCAAUAACUACUGUUAUCAAGGGUUUGAAGUAGACUUAUGUUGGCAACAUUUGUCUUAAUCAACAGCCAGAUCAAAAUUAUGUAGAUUUUGUUGAAUUAAAGAAAUGUCUGAUCAAUCACAAAGUGAGCGAGCGAAAAAGAGCAUACCUGCAUCCGUAUGAUGAUGCAGUUGUUCCUGGUUGUGAGGCUGGUACUGUGCUGAAAGCGAAGGUCUCUGGCCUGGAGACUGAGCUCCUGGCAAAGCUCGGUUUUCUUCUUAUCUGUAAGAGAAAAAGGGAAGAAGAUGAGAAGAAGGAAAAUAGUGAUGAGAAAAUUCUCUGUUUCAUAUUUUUGUUGUUUUCAUAACAGGGAACAUAUAAAACUGUGAAAAAAAUACUGCUCUCCUAAUUUGUUGCCGUUGUUCCUAGAUACAGCUUUUAGCAUCUCUUUGGCAAAAAAACUCAGAAAAACAGAGCAAGGGAGAACAUAUUAUUGGAUUCAAUGACAUACAGAGAAAAACACUGUCACUAUUGUGAACGUUGUUUUAGCCCAGGAGAAGACAUAUUACUAAUCAUCAGUGUCAACUGAGAUGUUUCUCCUCAAAUAAAAAGACAGGCAAGUUGAUUUAAUUUGCAAUACUUACCAAAUGAUGUCACAUUUCCCUCUUGGUCAAACUUCAUCUAUGACAGAAAUAAACAAAAAGCUGAU
Gymnodraco acuticeps is the source of this 2653-nucleotide messenger RNA. RefSeq names its product integrin beta-1-like. Gene Ontology annotation, cellular component: cell surface; integrin complex; focal adhesion. The coding region runs from base 243 to 1628 and encodes 461 amino acids. Gene Ontology annotation, biological process: cell-matrix adhesion; cell migration; cell adhesion mediated by integrin. The record is from RefSeq and is a predicted model, not a curated record. The transcript is spliced from 7 exons. Lineage: Eukaryota; Metazoa; Chordata; Actinopteri; Perciformes; Bathydraconidae. Gene Ontology annotation, molecular function: integrin binding.